Messenger RNA from Verruconis gallopava, 681 nucleotides. RefSeq lists its product as uncharacterized. Bases 1 to 681 code for a protein of 226 amino acids. The transcript has 2 exons. The record is from RefSeq and is a predicted model, not a curated record. NCBI's taxonomy places the organism in Eukaryota, Fungi, Ascomycota, Dothideomycetes, Venturiales, Sympoventuriaceae.
AUGGCACCAACACAGCCUGUUACGCCACAGCACACGCCAAUCCGGAAAGCAAAUCGUGAGGGGUCGUCGAUGAGUACGCCGAGACAGGACGUGCCGUCCUCAUCUCCACUGAUUUCCGGCACAUGGACUUCCGAAGGGCAUCCUCCGAGCCCCCGGCCGCAUUAUUACACGCCCAUUGCACCAAACCCUGCUGGCCUGCCGGCACGAAAGCAUGCUCUAGAUAGGAAUGAACCCGAGGGACCAAACGCGAAGAGAGUGCGACAGUCACCUCAGUCGCCAUCGCCGCUACCAGAGAUGACCAGCGAAGACAAGCUGCUGCUUAAGCUUCGUGAUCAAGAUGGCCUCUCUUGGAAGGAGAUUGUGACCAAAUUCGCCGAGGACCUGAACAAGGACUAUCAGCCCGCAGCUUUGCAGAUGCGAAUCAAGAGGCUCAGAGACCGCAUGCGGGUCUGGACGGAUGGCGAUGUGCAAGCAUUGCGCCUCGCCCACCAGUACUGGAUGGAGACCAAAUUCGACAUUAUCGCCUCAAAGAUGGUUGACUUUGGGUCUACGGAAAAGUGGAGCGCAAAGCAAUGCCGACAAAAGUGGGCAGAGAUGUGCUCGUCUUCCGACCACGUCUCUGGACCGACGUAUUCAUCAACAAUGUUCGGAGGACCACCCAAUUACCAGCCUCGCGUGUAG